Zingiber officinale is the source of this 1433-nucleotide messenger RNA. RefSeq names its product perakine reductase-like. The record is from RefSeq and is a predicted model, not a curated record. Lineage: Eukaryota; Viridiplantae; Streptophyta; Magnoliopsida; Zingiberales; Zingiberaceae. The coding region runs from base 94 to 1188 and encodes 364 amino acids. The transcript has 7 exons. Gene Ontology annotation, cellular component: cytoplasm.
ACGUUGCAUGAGGUCCUUGCUUACCUCAGUUCCGCACCAGUUGCUUUAACGACUCUCCCCAAACCCUAUAAAAUCGAUCCGAGGGCCUUAUCAAUGCAGGUGAUUCCCGUUAUCCCCAACAAUCUUCACAUUCGAGCAAUGGCGGAGCAGGUCCAAGUCCAGAUCCCCAGAGUGAAGUUGGGCAGCCAUGGAUUCGAGGUUUCUAAACUAGGGUUUGGGUGCAUGGGUCUCACCGGCGUGUACAAUUCCCCUGUCAGCGAAGAAGCUGGCAUUGCCAUCAUCAAGCAUGCUUUCAACAGGGGCAUCACCUUCUUUGACACCUCCGAUGUCUAUGGACCCCACACAAAUGAGAUUUUGCUGGGGAAGGCAUUGAAGCAAUUGCCGCGUGAAAAGAUCCAAGUAGCCACAAAGUUUGGGAUUGUUGGUUUUGAUGAAAAAGGUGUGGCGGUCAAUGGGAAGCCUGAGUAUGUGCGUGCUUGUUGUGAAGAAAGCCUCGAGCGACUCGGAGUGGAUUACAUUGAUCUUUACUACCAGCACCGAAUUGAUAAGACUGUUCCGAUAGAGGAGACUAUGGGGGAGCUCAAGAAGUUGGUGGAAGAAGGAAAAGUGAAGUAUAUUGGGCUGUCUGAGGCUAGUCCAAACACUAUCAGACGUGCUCAUGCUGUGCAUCCAAUUACUGCAUUGCAAAUGGAAUGGUCUCUUUGGACUCGUGAUAUUGAGCCAGAGAUAGUCCCACUUUGCAGGGAACUCAGCAUUGGAAUAGUUCCAUACAGCCCUAUUGGACGAGGGUUUUUCGCUGGUAGAGGAGUCACUGAGAAUUUGCCUUCAGAUACAAAUAUGACUAAUAUCGAAAGAUUCAGUGGUGAGAAUUUGGAAAAUAACAAAGUUCUUUAUCUGCGAGUGGAGAAUCUGGCCAAGAAACAUCGCUGCAGCCCUGUUCAACUUGCUUUGGCUUGGGUUCUCCACCAAGGUGAUGAUGUGGUUCCUAUUCCUGGUACAACCAAGGUGAAGAACUUGGAUGUAAACAUUGAGUCUUUGAAGGUAAAGCUCACAAAGGAGGAUUUGGAAGAACUAUCUGAUGCAGUGCGGGAAGAAGAGGUUGCAGGUUCUAGGUCAUACGGUAGUUUUGAGCCAUCAAAUUGGAAAUAUGCCGACACACCUCUCAUGCCUGCCAAUCCAUCGGCAUAGGCCUGUGAUACUGCUCUUCCAACUAUUUUGGGUCAAUUACAUGAGUCUUUUCUUCCGGCAGCAUAGGCCUGUGAUCAUUGAUGUUACCUAAGAUACAAUGUGAUGCUUUAUUUCCAUCAUCGAUACUUAAUUAAUAAACAGGUUCACAGUUCCGUUGUUGGCCAAUACGCACGUGGUCAUUGUCGAUCAUUUAAAAUUUUGUACUGGUCCAGCAAUUUAUUGCAAUGUGGUAUUUGUUGGUAUGA